Messenger RNA from Vicia faba (fava bean), 768 nucleotides. Lineage: Eukaryota; Viridiplantae; Streptophyta; Magnoliopsida; Fabales; Fabaceae. The record is from the annotation of a GenBank genome assembly.
AUGCUGAAAAAUCUCCGAUUCCGGCGACGCCCCCGUUACGGCGGCCUCCUAUGCGCCGUCGUCUCAGCACUUCUUCUCUUAACAUCACUCUCCCUCCUCCGCAGCCACACUCACCGUCGCUCCGAGAUAAACUACGACUCCCUCCUCUCCGAUUCAUCGAACGAGGACACAACCGGCGGAGAGGACACAAUCGACGCACUCGACAUUGUCGAAGAACAGGCUCCGGAAUCAACAACAGACGCGGAAGAAGACGACGAGCCAAUCGAAGAGAGCAACAAAGCUUCCGGCUAUUUCUUCUACCACGUAGAAGGCGUAAUAAGAAGAUCAUUCAACAAGCGAUCGACGAUGACGAUGACGGAGGAAUCGAAUCAAGGAUUCAGGAUAUUCGAAACGACGUUGGAGGAUCGCGGGAAGACCGCGUUUGGUUCUGAUGACGUGGCGGUGGAUGAGUACGUGAAGACGAAGAUGAUGGAAGUGAAGGGAAUCGAGGACGCGCUUUUGUUGAAAGUUGGUAAGAAGCCUUUGAGAGAAGGUUGGAGUAAUUGGUUUGAUAAGAAAAGUGAUUAUUUGAAGAAGGAUAAGAUGUUGAAGUCGAAUUUGGAAGCAUUGAAUCCUUUGCAUAAUCCUAUUUUACAAGAUCCUGAUAGUUUUGGUCUCACUGGCCUUACCAAGGUUGAUAAACUCUUGCAAAAGACACUGGUAAAUGAGUUAAAGAAAAUUCCAUUUCCUUCUAGGAAAAUUAGUAGAGAACCCAAAUUAGCAGCAUAA